UCACUCCAGCUGGUUUAAAUCUAAAAUUAGUUCACUGUAGAGAGUGGAGUGAUAUUGUUUUCACGAUUUCGUAACAUCACAUCAGAUCAGAGGAAAUGAAGUAAAAUUUGACAUAAUAAUUGACUUGUGGCCAAUGCAAAUCAGGAAUCAAAUACACAUCAUAAUCAACUGUCUGGGGGUAAAAAUAGAUCAGACAGAGUGAACUUACGGAAAAAGACGAUAAAAUACGAAACAUAUCAAUAGCACUAUAUCGAUACUUGUGUCAACAUGUAGUUGGUUCAGAAGAUCAUGUUAAACAAAUCAGAUUGAUGAAUUCUGUCAGGGAUAUCCUGUCAAAUGACAGUGCUACCAGUACUAUAACAAGUGGAAGCUUUGGCGAAGGACUUAGCAUGCGAGGCAGUGAUUUAGAUGUAAUGUUUGUACGUAAAGAUAUUGAGGUUUACGAAAAUGUAAUACCCAACCUUCGUCCAAAUAUAUCAUAUUUUUCACUAGAAAGAGACAACGUAAAAGCUGGGUUUACUCGGUUACAACUAGCAUAUACCAUAUGGAAGAAUAUUCUAAAUCAAUGUGAAGAACAACAUGGUAAAUAUUAUUAUUCAAGUACAUUAUAUAAACAACAUUUCUUGCAAUUGAAAGGAAGUACGAUUCAUGGACCGUGUUUAACUGACGCAGAUGGAACUUAUGACUUUGCAUGGUGUUUACAUUGUAAAACGUGGGUAUCACCUGCAGUAAAGUGGGUUUCAAGAUCAAACAACUCAUGGCCGAGUGAUGACGUUAAACUCAGUAUUAUUAAACACGGAGUUCUAUUUGUGCCGAUCGGAGUUAAGGGAUCACCUAACGAAGAUCUUGAAUGGCGAGUAUCUUUUUCAGUUGGGGAAAAACUUCUAAUAAAUACCUUUACACACACUCAAUUACUUUGCUAUGCUCUCUUAAAAAUUAUUUUGAAAGAUCUAAUAGAUACUUCUUUCGGAUGUAAAGAUUUACUUUGCUCUUAUUUCAUGAAAACAAUAGUUUUCUGGUUAUCAGAAGAACUUCAACAAUCGGCUUGGAAACCUGCUAAUUUUAUAUCUUGUUUUAUUCGAUGUUUCAACAGACUGAUUUAUUGUGUUGAGACUUCAAAUUGCUUGAAUUACUUCAUUCCGGAGAACAACAUGUUUGAAAACAAAAUACAAGGUCGUGCUCGUGAAAUACUUUUAGAGAAACUAUAUACGUUACAUAGCUAUGGUUGGCGAUGCAUCUUAUUUUCAGAUCAAGUAUCUAAAUUUGAUGUAUCAAUGUGGAAUUUACCCAUCGAAUCGCAUGCAUUAUAUGUAAAUGAUGUUGAAAAAAUGCUUAAAUCCAACGUUUUAUCAUCUGCAAUGAAUACAAUAGAUUUACCAGAAUCCAAUCGAUUUAAUAUAGGAAUGAUUCAUCCGAUUUCGUAUACACAGUCUUUAAUAAAAAACGUCUAUACAUAUUACUUUUCACAGUUGUGUAAAAGACUUGCUCAGGAUACACCACUGUUCAGUUCAUUUAGUUGUAACAAAUUCAAAUACAAACAAUACAAAUCCUGUCUUAGUACUCUGCUGAAAAAUAUCUAUCAUGACGCUGUAUCUGGAUGGCUGAUGGUAGCUUCCCUUUUCUAUAAGACAAAACAAUACAAUAAAGCUUUACACAUUAUUAUGUAUUCCAUGUCGAAAUGUACUCCAGAAAAACUGCACCGCUUCAUGACUAUGUCGGAUAUCCAUUACCAGUUACUAAAACUGCAAACAUUUCACCAAAAGAGUUUCGUAUGUUUGCAGAAAACAAUGUUUGUUGAUUGCAUGCAAUUUACGAAAGAUUCUACGAUAAUACCAGAUGAACUUCAAAUUAACCAUAAGAACGGACGUAUGAUCUUUCCAUCUACUGUGUUUGCUUAUUUCCUUAAUUGUCUUUGUCAUUAUCAUCUCAAUAAUGUAAGACAAUGUCAAGAUUCCCUUCAAGGUUUAGAAAUGACUACAGAUGAGGAAGAUUAUUUCAUUGCAGAAGCUUACAAUAUGUUGGGAAUAGUUCUAAAUCUAAUAGGCGACAGGGAGUCUGCAAGACAAGCAUUCUUAAAGUCUGUUGAAAUACAGCCAGAUGAAUCGAUAAAUUCUGCCGGAAAGAGGCUUUUAUUUAUGAGUUGAAUAAAACAAAUUAUCAUUCUGUUGAAAUGACGACGUCAGUGCACUUUUUGAUUCUAUGAGAUGAAGUUUAUUUUUAUGAAAAUGAGUUAAAAAUGUCCGUUACUGGUAUGCAGGUGAAUAUAGAUAAUAA
Molecule: messenger RNA, 2274 nt
Organism: Mytilus californianus (California mussel)
Lineage: Eukaryota; Metazoa; Mollusca; Bivalvia; Mytilida; Mytilidae
Exons: 2
Coding region: 309-2144 (611 amino acids)
Molecular function (GO): protein binding
Source: RefSeq, a predicted model, not a curated record